Messenger RNA from Symsagittifera roscoffensis, 1223 nucleotides. RefSeq lists its product as uncharacterized. The transcript has 6 exons. The record is from RefSeq and is a predicted model, not a curated record. NCBI's taxonomy places the organism in Eukaryota, Metazoa, Xenacoelomorpha, Acoela, Convolutidae. The coding region runs from base 105 to 581 and encodes 158 amino acids.
AGAUAUUCAGUGCAAUCUAGCUAUGAAUGGAGAUGUCAUCUAAUGAACAGGACUGAAAAUUGCCAUUUUUCUUUCGGGUAUUUCUGUGGAAAAGUUGGUAAGACAUGUUGGAUUUCUACACGCAUUCAAACUUUGCGCAAGUAAGCGAGCUGAUUGUAUUUUGCUUCAUCCUCAUUUCUUGUCGCUCGCUGACAGUGACUGCUCAACUAACUAUUACGAAGGAGGAACUUUGCAAGACCCCGACCGUCAGUGACACUAUAUCCACAGGUUUUAAAAUAAAUGGAAUCACAAACUCAGCAAACAGCACUUCGACGCUAGUUUUGGUGCGCAUUCUGUCAAUCAGUGUGUGGACUCAAGUGUGGAAUCUCACUGAUAAAUUUCUUCUCCCUGGAGAUGAUCAUUACUACACUUCCACUUCAAUUUCAUUGGUGUUUGGUCUGUUGCUGAUGGGCGCGUUGUUUUUAUUCGACCAACUGAAGUCUUGUCUUCUACUUUGCUGCAAGAAUUCUUAUCCAGAUGAAGACGGCAAGGAGGGAGGAGCUAAUCGGAGGAUGCUGUUCCUGGUCUACUACUUGAUCUAAAGAAGGAAAUCAAAAGUUAAGAAACUAAUGUGCUGGAAAUAGAGGUGUUGUGUGCUACCGCGAUAUUCCUCUUUCUUUCCGUGUUCAGUCUGGGUUACAGUCAGAUCUUAGCAAGCUACACACUGGAUUUUGACAAGGGUAAUUUUGACCUGAACAGCCAUUUCCUCCUCUGGAAGGAUCCGGCUAAGGAAACUUCACUUGGAACGCUGCAUAGAUUCAUGAUCGAAUCAGAUCCAGAAGAAUCUAUGCGAAAAGAUACUGUGCACAUUCCUGUCAAUCAAAGCAAGGGAGAUUCCAGUUACGUCAAAACCCGGCAAAGACAGAACAAGUCAUCAACAACUGAUACAAAAAGUCUGAAAAAGAGUUUAUUGGCUAGAGAAUUCGCGCCUCUAGGAGAGACGGAAAACUCGAAUAACAAGGGAUCGGGUUCAGUUCGGAUUCCACUGGUUGAACCAGCAGUCCAUGAGCCUCUACUUAAUCAGAGAGACGACGAGGAAGAAACCUUUAGCUUGGAGCAACAUAAAUUAACGGACUAGUUCGAAAUAAGUCCUGCGUUUUACGAGAACAGUUCGCUCUUAAUUGCUAAGUUAUUUUAAGGAACUCUAUUUUAUCAUUAUCUUUUGGUGUAAAUCAUAAUUCAAU